This is a messenger RNA of Symbiodinium pilosum, 403 nucleotides long. NCBI's taxonomy places the organism in Eukaryota, Dinophyceae, Suessiales, Symbiodiniaceae. The record is from the annotation of a GenBank genome assembly.
GUGGCUGGGGCCAGAGAUGGAAGGCAUCGAUGCUGAUUGGCUCGGUACAUGGGCUGGCACGCUGAAACUGCUGACUGUGCAUUUUUGGUACGAUGACUGCUUGGGAUCUCCGCAAGUAUUGGAGGUGACGACCCUGGUCCUCAAGACCUGCCUGGCUUUGGAGGCCAUCUGCAUCACCGGCAUCGACUGGCCCAGGGCAAAGGCAGCCAUCCUCCAGGCGCUCCGAAUGCUCCUGCAGCCAACGUCUGCUGGGCUUGGCAGGAUGGGCACCAGGCAGCGCCGGUCAACUUUACAAAGGCUCUCACUCGAGGGCUCUCAGGCAUGGCACGAAGACGAACUUGCGAUGAUCAAGGGCAUGAUCCCACGGGUGGAGGUCACAGUCGUAGCCGACCGGACGCGAUAA